Messenger RNA from Elgaria multicarinata webbii, 1377 nucleotides. It is a transcript of the gene TMEM231, whose product is annotated as transmembrane protein 231. NCBI's taxonomy places the organism in Eukaryota, Metazoa, Chordata, Lepidosauria, Squamata, Anguidae. The record is from RefSeq and is a predicted model, not a curated record. Gene Ontology annotation, biological process: cilium assembly; regulation of protein localization. The coding region runs from base 121 to 1062 and encodes 313 amino acids. Gene Ontology annotation, cellular component: ciliary membrane; ciliary transition zone. The transcript is spliced from 7 exons.
CCCGGGACUACCGGAAGCUGGGUCGUGGUCUUGUCGUCAUCGCGUCCUCCCCACGCCGAUUGGUUCUCAGCGCCCGCCCCGCUCGCGAGCCGCGGCUGUUGCCUUGGUGACGGAAGCGCCAUGGCCUGGCUGGAACUGGCGGCCGAGGGCGGCGGGAGGCGGCGGGUCGCGCUGUGCUCGCUGGCGGCGCUGGGCCUCCUGCUGCUGGGCGCGCUCACCUAUGUGCCGCCGCUGCUGGUGGCCUACCGGAGCCACGGCUUCUGGCUGCAGCGGAGCAGCUACGCGGAGCAGCCGAGCGUCCGCUUCCGGCACGAGGCGCUGCUGCUGCUGGGGCUGACGGAGGGCGGCGGCGGAGGCUUCGUGGGUUGGAGCUCCUUCCCGGCCUGCAAUCGCCUUCUAGGCGCCCGCCUACGCAUCCCGCUCGUCUCGGCUAGAGAGGAAGACACAAAUCAAGAUGGAAUAAUGGACCGAUUAGAUUUUCAACUAGAGGUUCCGCUACAGCCUACAGAGCAAGUAGUGGGAAUUCAGCUCAUUCUGACCUUUAGCUAUCAGUUGCAUAGAAUGUCUACGUUUGUGAUGCAGAGCAUGGCCUUUCUGCAGUCCUUUUCUCCGGUGCCAGGGACACGGGUCUUUGUGAGUGGAGACCUGAAGCUUCAUCAGAGGCAGCCGCUUAGUCACGCGGGGCUGGACAGCAGAUAUAAUGUGUCUGUGAUCAAUGGCACAAGCCCUUUUGCCCAGGACUAUGAUCUCAUUCACAUUGUUGCAGCCUAUCAGGAGAGAAACGUCACAACCAUUUUGUCUGGCCCCAGCCCCAUCUGGGUGGUUGGGAGAGUACCCAGUGAGCCGUUUGUGAUCCAGGCCAUCAUCCGCUACCCAGUGGAACUGAUUGUAUAUCAACCAGGCUUCUGGGAGAUGAUUAAGUUUGCCUGGAUUCAGUAUGUUGGCAUCCUCCUGAUCUUCCUUUGGAUUUUUGAAAGAAUCAAAAACUUCCUUUUCCGGAAUCAACUGAUAACGACAGUUCCAGUAUCACUGCUGUUGUCCUAUAAAGAGCAUCAGUCCUGAACAUUCUCCUAAAAAAACUUAAACUGCUCACAGGAUAAAGACAUUUCCCUCGCUCCCAACCUUGUCUUGUAACUGGAAGAUGGGGGUGGCACCAGUGCAUUUCGGAUCAUGUGCUAUGAUUGCUUCUUGCAAGAGUUGAACAAAUUGUAUUUCCAGUCAAGGGUUUCAGUCUGUGCUGUCUGAGCAGCAGGGUCCUGGGGGCAGGGAGUAUUUUGCUGUUUCAGUCACAAUCCGCACUUCGUGGCUGUAGCCGCUUCAGCUGGUAAAAGACAAGGUUUAUGUAUAAAGUUUUUAAAAUAAAUUUUACUGAUUGUG